CGCCGCCGCCAUGAGCAAGAUUUCCAAGUUCUUCAAGGGGGGCGGCUCGGCCGCCUCCAAGGGCCGCGGGGGGCCCUCGCCGCAGGAGGCGCUGGCCCGGCUGCGGGAGACGGAGGAGAUGCUCAGCAAGAAGCAGGAGUACCUGGAGACAAGGAUCGAGCGGGAGCUGGCGGCAGCCCGACAGCACGGCACCAAGAACAAGCGAGCUGCCUUACAAGCACUGAAGAGAAAAAAGAGAUAUGAGAAACAGUUGAGUCAAAUUGAUGGGACACUCUCGACCAUUGAGUUCCAGAGAGAGGCACUGGAAAAUUCCCACACCAACACAGAAGUGCUCAAGAAUAUGGGUUAUGCUGCACAAGCUAUGAAAAAAGUGCAUGAAAAUAUGGACUUGAACAAAAUUGAUGAUUUGAUGCAAGAUAUCACUGAACAGCAAGAUGUUGCCCAGGAAAUUUCAGAUGCUAUCUCAAACCGAGCUGCCUUUGGUGAUGAGUUUGAUGAGGAUGAGUUGAUGGCAGAAUUAGAAGAACUGGAGCAAGAAGAAUUGAACAAGGGAAUGAGAGAUGUCAGACUGCCAAGUGUUCCAUCCACGUCACUACCUUCUCGCCCUGCAUCGACCAGGAAGAGAGCAGAGGAUGAAGAUGAAAUGAAGCAGCUGGCUGCCUGGGCUUCAUAAGAGCAUGGUCUUUUUGUAACACUAAACAGUACAGUGCAGAUGUAAAAAGCUGUAAUGCUGUUCUAUAACCGUACCGAAUUAGUGUGGUUGCAUUUCAUACAGGCUGGGAUUUUUAUGGCCAAUCUUGCUAAGAAUAGUGUUGCUGCCAUAUUACAAAACUAGUUUAAAAACAAACAAACAAACAAAAUACAAUAGUUGCCAAAACCUCCAAGCAUCAAAGUUUUUUCAGCCUUGGCCAGAGGUUUGUUUUGUUAUUACUAUCAGUUUUUAUUAGGUAAUGUUUUACUAUAUCUGGCUGGUUUGUAAAAUCUGUGUGCCUCACUUAUGCACACAGCUGGAUUAAUUGUUGAAAUGAAAAAGUUAAAUAAGUCAUCAGGGCCCUAUCCUAGAGGGUUAUUUGGUUCAGACUAUUUGAAUAUUAGCAAAACAGCUUUAUACAUGUCCUGGCUUGCAAGUUCCUUUGAGCUCAAGAGCUAAUAGCCAUUCAUUUGGGCAUGGAGAUUUAAACAGUCUGCCUGGAGCAACUUAUGGUGUCCUAGAUAUUAAGAGGAGACUCUUCUGUGGGUUUUUUGAAGUGGGAUAGGUUUUUUGUUUUGUUUUAAGUUUGGCCGGAAUAUCCCAUGCACUUCUAUAGGUCAACUUGAAUCGUAUUUUGAACUAUUUCCAUCUCAGUUAAAGAACAGUUUUACAAUGACUGGGGAAAAUGAAAUAUCCACGUUCUUAUAGAUCCCUGCCAAACAAAACUGCUUUCUGCUAACCCUGUCAAAAAUGCAGAAGAGAUUUGACCUUCCUGUGUUGUUCUCCUCCACUGUGUCUUUCUAGGGUGAGUGUUUACUUUGUAUGAUAAUACCCAUCCUCAAAGGAAUUAGUAGCACAUUUUUUUAAUUAUACAAUUUGAAAAUAAUUUUAAUUUCUGAGCAUUCAGUUCUGCUCUCUUAUUCAGUUUCCGAACGGAAAUAGUACGAGCAUGUUGUAUUUGAAAGGCCUUUUUAACCCUGGUUAAAAGCUGAUUCUGGAUUACUUGUAAAGUUGACUGUUAUUGUCCAACUGACAGCUUUUUAGCUUAAGGAACAAAUGCCACUCUGAGUGCUAAACUACUACAUAUAUAGAGAAAUCACUGUUCAAAUACAAAACAAAAAUUAAAAAGGCUGCUUUGUAUUAACAAAUUUUAUUAAAUAAGACUUAAGCUCUAUGCUAGUAGCCUGCUGUCAGUCACAAGGAAAUAGUAAAACACUGUGGAGUUCCUAGGGAUGUGGGAAGCAGAGUCACAUAGAUCUAGGUUUCUUGUUUUCAAAUUAAUUUAAAUUUACUGAUGAUUGAACCACUUGGGGAAUAGUGGGAGACCUGGUUUCUGACCCCUGACUGAGCCCUUCUCCUGUGGCCUUUAGGCUGUGAUUUGCUGGGUGUUUAGCUUCGAUAGGCUACAAUAGGCUUCAGCUGAUUGGAUUUUAGGUUAAGCAUAAGCUAAUGUGUGUUUCUGGACAUGGCGUGCUGGUGUGCUCAGAACCUUUCAAGUUGAGUUCCGUGGAUGAAACCCAAAAUUUACAAACCCUGUGGAGAGAUUCAGUUUUUCAGGACUUUUUCAUUCUCUGUAGUGGAAUUGCUUUUGGUUUGCAUCCAUAUGAAAGGAGAAUUAAGCCUUGCCACUUCACUUCGGAUCAAUUUCCUACUGGAAAAAAUUAAGUGUGUUAAUUCUGUCCCAAAGUUUGGAGGUACCAGAAAAAUUGUCCCUUUCUGUUGAGAGUAGAGAAAACCUGGAACUAUUCAAUUUUUGUUUUAAAAACAAAAAAAUCUAAAGAACUGCCUUAAAUUAAAGAACUGCUUUAAAUUUAAAAAUACAUUUUGAACUCUCAGUAGGAAACCAAACACUAAUAAAAUGUUACUCAGUUUCAAUGCUUGCUGAAAUUCAGGAUGAGAUGCCAGCUGAAAGCAGGCAUAUUUAAUAAAAUAACAAAUAUUCUGAGUUAUUUAGAAUCCAUUUGCUAAUCCUUUUGGCUGGAAUCCUGUUUUCAAGGUAUGCAGUCUGUGCAAGUCUCUGAAUUGGGUACAGAAAGUAUUAGCGUAUACUGAUUGCAUAGCCAUGCAAGGCUGGCCGUGUGCUUGUGGACACAUCUGGUAUUUCUAAAGGUGAGGCCAUGCCAACAUAGUCCCGUGCUUAGCUUGGAAAAGCUGGCUUCUAGCAUCUGUUCUUGGUUGAAUUAGUAGUUUUCCAAUACUUGGCACUUACAUAGCACUUAGCAUAUUUAAAGUGCUCUACAACCUAACUGAAAUAGGUCUCUAAGCUUCCAGUUUGAAACUAAAGUGAUUUUCAGUCUGCUUUGGAAAACGUGGACCUGCUGGUUUUGUGCAAGAACUUCCCAUGUGAACACCCUGCGGGGGAGAAGAAAUCCUAGGAAAAGUCUUCUCCUUUGCAAGCUAGUAUCUGACUGCUGACCUCCAGCAAUGUUUUGGCCAAGUGUUGAUCCUGGUGUCUUCAGCUUAUUGAUUUCAGACCAGCCACUUUAGGAACAAAAUUUGUGAAGGGUGAGGAAAAGAAACUGGUCAUUUGGAUGAGCUUCUCUGAAAGCUUGUGUGUAGUGGCUGGUGAUUCUGGAGGACAGAAUCAUAUACCAGUUCACAGGCUAGGACAUGUGUGGUUGGUGAAGCUAUACUCAGAGAUACUAUGGUCAUGUACACAAACCAAAAUACAGUAUGGACCUCCAGAACUGGAGUGCUUGUUGCCAUAUUUGUUUGGGAGACGGCAGAUGACUGGUUUUCUUCAAAAGCAAAGGGGUUCUAGGGAUUUAAUUCAGCUGAGGAGGUGGCUCUUUCCUGUGUAAAUUCAGAUGACACUGGGACAAAUGGCUCUUCCUUUUUGAACAUAUGUCUCUCUUCAUGCUAAGAUGGUAUUUGUUUAGUAUGUAAGCAGAUGAGAGUGAAUAGUGUCAACGUGUUAUUGUAAAUGUACUCUCUAUUAGCUGGAACAUAUUUUACAAGAGGACUGUGGAAGCAGAUGGUGUACUAUAGCUGACUUCCUUUCUUAUUUUUUAUUUAUUUUGAGAAUGUUUUAUUCUCGUAACAGACUUGGACAUUUUUAAUCUGGAUAGCUUUAAAAGGAGGAAAAUACAUUAAUAAAAAGUGAAAAGAAUUAAUAUAUAUAUGCUGUAAAUAAAUAUUUUGGUGUCA
Molecule: messenger RNA, 3838 nt
Organism: Gymnogyps californianus (California condor)
Lineage: Eukaryota; Metazoa; Chordata; Aves; Accipitriformes; Cathartidae
Gene: CHMP4C
Product: charged multivesicular body protein 4C
Exons: 5
Coding region: 11-673 (220 amino acids)
Biological process (GO): vesicle budding from membrane; late endosome to vacuole transport via multivesicular body sorting pathway
Cellular component (GO): cytoplasmic side of plasma membrane; multivesicular body; ESCRT III complex
Source: RefSeq, a predicted model, not a curated record